This is a messenger RNA of Saccharomycopsis crataegensis, 2811 nucleotides long. RefSeq names its product Kap104p (gene KAP104). Gene Ontology annotation, biological process: protein import into nucleus. The transcript has a single exon. Gene Ontology annotation, molecular function: small GTPase binding; nuclear import signal receptor activity. Gene Ontology annotation, cellular component: nucleus; cytoplasm. Lineage: Eukaryota; Fungi; Ascomycota; Saccharomycetes; Ascoideales; Saccharomycopsidaceae. The record is from RefSeq and is a predicted model, not a curated record. The coding region runs from base 1 to 2811 and encodes 936 amino acids.
AUGACAGAUUGGCAACCUGAACCAAAUUCUCUUGAACAGCUAAGAACCAUCUUUUCAGGCUCAUUGUCUCCAGAUAAGUCUAUUCGUCAACAAGCUAACGAGGCCCUUGAACAAGCUCGUUUGCAACCUGAUUUGGAUAGUUAUUUACUAUAUAUUUUGGUGGAAGAUGCCAACAGUGGUUCAAACAUUAGAGCGUCUGCUGGUCUCUUGUUGAAGAAUAACAUUAUUUCCAAAGACUUUGUGCACUCGAAACCUAAAGACGUCCAAAUCAGUAUUCUCAAUAAUAUUUUGAAAGGUUUAUUGGACAGCGACACUUUAGUUAGAAAUAUUACUGGUAAUGUCAUUUCUGCAUUAUUCCAAAUCUACGGCAUUCAAGACUGGCCACAGGUUUUGGUGCAAUUACUUGAACUUGCCAAUGGAGAAAAGGGAAACUCAUUAAAGUCUCAAGAGGGAGCAAUUUCUGCAUUAUCCAAAAUUUGUGAAGAUUCAGCUUUAUCAUUAGACAAAGAAUUCAACGGCCAAAUCCCAUCGGAGUUUCUUAUUCCAAACUUCAUGUCUUUGUUAAACCAUCAAUCAACAGCGGUCAUUUCUAAGUCGGUUGUUUGUUUGAAUCAAUUUAUCACUUUAAAGUCCCCAUAUAUUGAUCAGCAUUUCGAAGAACUUUUGCUCAAAGUCUUCAACCUAACCAGCAUUAAUGAUGAUGAUAUUAGAAAACAUAUUUGUACAUCCUUCUAUUUAAUAUUAGACAAAUACCCAGAAAGCUUAAUUCCACACAUCGAAGGUAUCACCAAUUUCUGUUUACAUACUAUCGUGGAGUCCACUAAAGGUGAGGAUGGAAAUGAAGAAGUUGCUCUUGAAGCUUGUGAAUUCUUGUUAGGUUUGGCUACUUCCAGCUAUGAUCUCAGCGUAAUUAAAAACUUGUUACCAAAUAUGAUACCAAUUUUGGUUGAGAAAAUGGUUUACUCAAAGGCCGACAUCGAAAUUUAUGAACAAUUAGACUCAUUUGAUGAUGCGGAAAUCGAAGAUAAGGAUGAAGAUAUUAGACCAACAAAUGCUAGAAAUAAGGAGAAGCUCGCCACUAAAUUAGAAAACAAAGAGAUUUCUAACACCGUCAAAAAUGCUAGCAAUGAUGAUGAUGAUGAUGAUGACGACGAUGAAGACGACGAUGAAGAUGGAUCUGAUGAUCCUUCCGUUUGGAACUUGAGAAAAUGCUCUGCUGCCACUCUUGAUGUCUUGGCUAAACUUACCCCACAGGAAGUCAUUAGCAUUGUGCUUCCUAUCUUGAAAGAAAAAAUCGUUAGUGAUCAAUGGCCUGUGAGAGAAGCUGGGAUUUUGGCAUUUGGUGCCAUUAGUAAUGCUUGCCUUGAAGUAGAAGCUGACAAGGUCCCUUCAUUGAUUCCUUUCUUGGUUGAAAGAACCCAGGACCCUGUCCCAAGAGUCAGACAAAUAACAUGCUGGACUUUGGGUCGUUAUUCUGGCUGGGUAUGUGAAGAAGCCCACAAAAAUGGUGCUUGUGCUAACUAUUAUAUUCCAACUUUACAGGCAGUGAUGGCAUGUGCCUUAGAUAACAAGAAGAUUGUUCAACAAAGUGCUUGUUCAUGUAUCGAUAGUUUCAUUAAUAACUCAGAAUACGAUAUGAUUGUUGGAUUGAUAGAGCCUUUGUUGGAGCACUUCAACAAAUGUUUCCUAAAAUACAAGCGUAAAAACUUGGUCAUUUUGUAUGGAGCUCUUCAAACAUUUGUUGACAAAGUUGGUGAUGUUGUGACCUCCAAGGAGGAAUAUAUUACAUUAUUACUUCCACCAUUGCUCGAAAAAUGGGAACAACUUCCAGACGAUGACAAAGAUUUAUGGCCUUUGCUAGAAUGUAUGUCCUCCGUGGCGGCUUCCCUUGGGGAAUUAUUUGCUCCUUAUGCUGUGCCUGCUUAUCAACGUUCUCUUCGUAUUCUUCAAAACUGCAUUAAUUUGGACAAGAUGUGUGAUGUUGAUCCAACUAUCAACAGCCCGGAGAAAGAUUUCAUCAUUACCGCUAUUGAUUUGAUCGAUGGCUUGGUUCAAGGUUUGGGAGUUCAUAGUGCUGAAUUGAUUAUGCAAAACGGUGGUCGUGAUAAUAAUACAAACUUGGUUGAUUUAUUAUUGACUUGUUUCCAGGACCCCGUACAUGACGUUCGUCAAUCAGCAUUUGCCUUGCUUGGUGAUUUGGCUAUUUUUGUUUUGCGUCCAGUUGUGUUACCAUACUUGCACCCAAUCAUGCAAUGCAUAAUUAAUGAAAUCAACUCAAGAAACUAUGAGGCCAGUCCAGUAUGUAACAAUGCUGCUUGGACUCUUGGGGAAAUGUCCUUAGUGAUGACUAAAGAAGAGUUGGUUCCAUACCUUAAUGACAUCAUUCCAAGUUUGAUUGGAUUGAUCAAUGAUGAAAAUUAUGAACAAACCGUUAUUGAAAAUGCUGCCAUUGCUAUUGGAAGACUCGGGACUUUCUGUGCCCAGGAAUUGAGCGGUCAUUUGUCUGAAUUUGCCAUCAGAUGGUGCACUUUCAUGAAAUACUUGGAGAGCAAUGAAGAAAAGGAAACUUCUUUCAAGGGUAUGUGCAGCAUCAUUUGUGCUAAUCCAACUGGAUUCGGAAGUAAUGACGGGUUGUUGUACUUUGUCGACUGCAUUGCUAGCUAUAUGCAUCCAAGCAUGGAACUUUGUGGCAUUUUCCAAAAGUUGCUUACCGGGUAUAAAGAUAUGAUGGGAGCUGAAGAGUGGAACCAAUUUUUGGGAAACUUGGAGAUGGAUGCGCAAAACGUUAUCAAAAACAGAUAUGGAGCCUGA